Messenger RNA from Spirometra erinaceieuropaei, 27709 nucleotides. The record is from the annotation of a GenBank genome assembly. Lineage: Eukaryota; Metazoa; Platyhelminthes; Cestoda; Diphyllobothriidea; Diphyllobothriidae.
AUGGGCAGCGUCGUUAAAGAAACGAGAGCCGCCAAACCCCUCUAUUAUUACAAACAGGACUGUGAACGCUUACUCAACCCCGAAUUUUCUCCCGCAAAAACAUUCCACACAGGCGUCCAUACCUUGAAAAACUCGACUAUGCAGUCAUUUGUCAAUCAUGGGGGUGUGAGUGACUCCCCGUCACACCUUUAUAAUGGAAAUGCGAAACCUCCUUCAAAACCACGCAUCAACGCUCUCUUUGCUCUCAAAAUACCGGAGGAGCGUACAAAUGAUGACCCAGCUUUCAGGUUUCCUCCUCCCAAACCUCUUCUUGAUCCAGCGACGGGCGAAGUCCUCAAUGACGUUAUCUACGAUACUCUCAAGGAGGCUGACUUCCCAGAAAGGCGAAAGGCUAUGCAGGAUAUGCUAAAGAAUGUACCACCUGUAGGAAGGGUUGAAGACCAUAAGCAUUUACAAGAAACUAUGGUCCCACCUACUCCAGAACCUACAAAAAGAAGUGGGAAGGAGAGCGAUGUCGAGACCUUAAGCGGGGUACACCCAUAUCCUCAGGAAUUGCAGGAUGGCAAUCAAGAACAGGUGUCUUCUGUGCACUUGCCACUGUCCGCCGACUUGCCGAAACUUGAUAGGAGGAGUGUCAUCAAGGCAAACUUUCACAAGUCACUUCAGUACAUAAAACAUGCACUGACCUUCCUUAUCUCGCAUAUUGGCCUUUCCUGCUUGGUUGUUGGCUACACCAUUCUUGGAGCCUUGAUGUUCUGUGCGAUUGAGCGCGAUGCCGAACGCAAAGUUAAAGAGGACAUGAUACAACGUCUAAAUAAAACAGUGCAAGACUUGAUGGAGCUUUGGUUAUCCAGUUAUUAUAGACUGAAGGAGGAACUCGAAGUUAUUCACAAUCUUGUCAACAAUUCUAGAAUGUCUUCUAAUGCGAGCAUCGAAAUUCCUCAAGCCCCCUCCAUUAAUACGUUUCUACGGGGUCUGGAGUGGUAUGUACACGGACUAGAACUGUCUCGUGGAGUAAUACCAAAACAUUGGAUCGACGAUAUUAGUUCAGAUAACUCUACAGGCCCUCUAAGGGAGACGGCCGUACUCCAAAACACCACAACGCCUGUUGGCAUUUUAGGUGGCACAGUCGAACCAAAUUUCAUUCCUACAGAGGUAUCGUAUGAGCAUCUUCGCAAUUACCUGGAGCAGGACACAAAUUCUUCUUAUCUCAACACCACUCUGUUAGCGGAAAUUGUCAGAAAGAACACCAGCGACAUAAUAUUGAAUUACCUCGGACAGGUAGUUCAUGCAAUCAAGGACAGAGGAUGGAAUGGAGCAACGAACGUGGAAGAUAUAAACUGGACUUUCGAAGGCGGAGUCCUAUUUGCAAUUACUGUGAUUACAACCAUAGGUAAGUAAGAUGCUCGAUGCUAAUUAAAGAGAAAAAGAUGAAAUUCAAACGGACUGAUUUAGCUACUAGUAAAAUUAUUACAUUCUUUUCCCUCUCCGACGUGAGCUUCUUAGUUUACAAUUUGAAAUGGGGGUAGAUUCUAUGAUGAUACUUCAUCUUAGACCAGUCUAAAGCGAAUAUUCGAAGGAGUUCUAAAAUUGCUUUUCACGCAACAGCAUUUCAAAAUAUUCCGUCUUGUCUGAACACAGGAACCUGAUGACGCUGUCUUUCAGGUUUUUGCAUUUUUACUUCGGUCAAUCUUAAGUCAAUCACAUUAGCAUUAAGUUCCCUUGGACAGUGGAACUGUGUCCCAAUAGGGUCACCAUACUCAGAGUUCACUCCUCUCUACCAAAACGCAGGAAACAAGGACAUCUCGGAACGAUUAGAACACGAGUAGUUUGCAGUAGUUUUCAGGCUUUUACUUGCCCUACAAGUAUUAGCGGUCAAAAUGUUUGAUAAACAACCAGUUGCCAAUGGGAGGGAAGAGACGAGUCCCAGGAAGCAGUCUUGAAGAAGAAGAAGAAGAAGAAGACGCGAUCGCCGGAACAAGAGCUUUAUUAGCCUGACGUUUCGGAUUCCUGCUCGAAUCCAUCAUCAGAGACAAAGGCAGAUAGGGCUGGUUCAUGCAUAUGCGGCUGCAGUAUUUAUAAGAUGCAGUAGCCAUGCUACCACAUACCUAUGAAUAUUCAUGGCUCCUCCCCUUUCAUCAGGGACGACUGGUGGUCAGUUAAUGAAACCGAAAGACCCACUGCCACGGCCAGAAAUGUCUGGAGUCGUUUAUCGGGUCUGAUGCAGUUGCGGACAAAGCAACUACGUCGGAGAACCCGGAAGACAACUCCAAGCGCGAGUGGCCGAACACGCUGCAGCGGUGCGGAGAAAUGACGCUAGCUCUCAAGUUGCGGCUCAUUCGAGGGGUUCCGGCCACACAAUCAAAUUUGACGAGGCCGAAAUUUUCGCAAGAGGUGACAACCGCGUGAGCCGGGAGCUGCUUGAGUCAUGGUUUACUGGCUCCCAGUCUAUCAACAAGUGCAAUGAUCUUCCCAUCCAAUACUCCGUACUGAGACUUCGUCUAGGCGGAGUAACUGGCCACGCGGGGAGCGCACAGGUGAACACUCUUCGCAACAUCCGGUUCAGCGAGUCAGAUGGUCGAGCAAUCAUCACACCAACAUCCAACGCACGUGAUGAAAUUGCCGCAAUUAACGACGCGAAUGUCGGCCAUCACGCCACGUGCAACAAUCCCUGAUGAAGGGGGGGGGAGGGGGAGCCGUGAAUAUUCAUAGGUAUGUGGUAGCAUGGCUACUGCAUCCUAUAAAUACUGCAGCCGCAUAUGCAUGAACCACACUUAUCUGCUUUUGUCUCUGAUGAUGGAUUAGAGCAGGAAUCCGAAACGUCAGGCUAAUAAUGCUCUUGUCCCGGCGAUCGUGUCUUCUUCUUCAAAACCACCAGUUAUUAUUUGGACAUACAGUUACUGGAGUAAUUCGUGAAACAUAGCGACCGAAAUCUAUUAAGUUGUUCGGAAAAUACUGGCAGCCUUUUCGAUGCGCUUUCAAAUUUGAAAGUAUGUGCAGUUCUUGCAGAUUCUCCUAUGAAGUUUUUCAAUGUUUAAAGACUAAUAUGUACUUUUUAUUAACCCUCCAUAUAAAUUUUUCCAGAGUACAGUUUUAAAGCGCAUAGGCCCCUAAUAACGAAGUUAAAAAGGAAAAAAGUAGGUUUACCUUCUUCUGCGAAUUGGAACUUGAGCAUAAUGCUUUCUAAAAGGCUGUCAAUACCAGCAAAUCAUAGAAAAAGUGUUCACAAGUAAAUAGACGGUACAGAGGUGGUGCCAGAAGUACGGCAGUUGCAAUGAGAGCCUUGAAGAUAAAAAGGACAGAGGUCGACAUUUGCACUUGACAAUGAACUGUGAAAGGAAUUUCUGAAGGGAACUCACGUCAAAGUGUCGGCAAAAUGUCUGAGGCACUUGAUGUCAGUAUUCCAACAGUGUCCGACAGUAAGAUGUAAAUUGGUAAGGAAAGAAAACUCGAUAAAGAAAUACCGCAUACACUCAAUGCGUUCGAUGAUAUGUCUGCAAAACUAGUGAUCCAUUUCUUAGUCGAAGGACGACGCGUGACUAAAGGUAGACCCUUUAUAAUGACAGUAAGCUACUACAGCAACGGCUUGAUCGCGACAAUGCACUAAAGCCGAAACCGAAAUCGCGUCAACAGAAGACAAUAGUGGCAGCCGGGUAGUUUGCCAUUUUUGACCGUUUCAGCGUUUUUGGAGACUAGCAAAAGCAUAAGAGCGGAGGUUUACUGCAAACAACUGGCAGAAAUAGACGUUCAUUUAACACCAAUGAAACCUGCACAAGUAAAUUGUUGUGGACCAGUUCUGUCCUACGAAAACCCAGGAUUGAAGGUUGCCAAAAUAACACUACAAAUCUCAAUGACAUGAAAUAUGAGAUUUCGGUACAUCUAUCAUAUUAUUCCGAUCUGUCGCCCACUGUUUGCAAAUUUUUCAAGCACCUGAACACUUGUUCAGCAACAAAAGUCUCAGGAGCAAGACUGAGAUUGGAGCUGGAUUUAAGGCUUUUCAGCAACAGAGCCAGUGGAUGUUUACUGAUGAGGCAUAAGCCGUCAUUUUUCUGAUAGCAUAGAUUCCUAGCUGCUUAAAGAUCACACCUUCAUUAAUUUUAACAUACACAGUGGUGAAUUAUCUAGAAAGAACUUCUUGUUUCCGAAAUCGACCCGUAUUUUCCGAGCAAUUAAUAGAUAAUUGGUUACUGAGCAAAGUGGACGUUACACAUUUUGUCUGCCCAAUGCGUUGCGGUAAAACGUUCCUUGCGCAGGUUAUGCUGAUAAGAUUUUAUAUCCGCUUAACUUUCAAAUUUUGAGCAAAUACUUGGCAUUACUUUAGAGUGUGUCACUUUACUGUCAACAAAUAUCCUGAGAUACAUCUGCGCAACAAAGUGUGAUUUUAUAUGUUAGAGGUCGUCGAUCUAACUGUGAGACAUUGACAGAAACAGACGUUGCUAUCAUGGACGGGGAUUCCUACGAUCGUGUAAGCGAGGUAAAUUAGCGUGUCAACGUGUAUGUUGUUUAAAAAAGUAGCUUUAUGGUAACAAUUCUGAUUCUACAGUUGAUGUACUGUUAUGCCCUAGAACAGUAGUGUCAUCCACACGCCAUAUAUGUCUCAAAAUGUUAAUUUUUCAGGCAUGCGUAGUCCUUUCAUGAGUAGUUGCGAAAAGCCCACCAAUUAGCGCUCAUUCCAAUUUCUGGGACAAUGGUAAAAUUUUUCCAAUGCAGUUGCGACAAUAACGUGCAAUCUAGUUUCUUCUACUGCGUAAUUUCAAACUAGAACGCAUAACUACACUUAUUUUGUAAGAAUUUUACUUUUGAUGCGUUCAUUAUGUGGCCUAUUCAUAGUUGCAUGCGGUACGUAAAGCAUGCAAACACGACAAAAAGAAUUUGACUGAAAGGAACAGACAUGGUUCUAGUUGGAUUGACAAUAAAGUUAGUAGCAUUGUUUGGAGAGGGCACAAGCAGGUAAAAUGUCUUAGACUUUGGCCUAACCUACCUGUGAAGCAAGACGGAAUACGUGGAUAUUCGUCAAUAAAAUACCUUGAAAACCACUUUUUCCAACGACGGCUAAUGAGAGGUUUACCAGUUUACCAAGAAUAUGCCAGUCACAAGCCUUCGUUCUGGAACUCAGUGUUUAAAUUUAGUUUGGCGAUGAAAUUGUUGGAAUUUUGGCGUAAGCCAGCGCUAGUGUAUAACGUGUCACAGCUCUAUAGUAACAGAUAUCUUGAAACAUACGCGGGCAUUGAUUUGAACGGAAAUGAUUUAUGCAGACAAGCUUUGCAAAGUUAAACCUUUUCGCUUUACAUUGUAAAUCAGGAGGGGCCAAACAAAAUCAAACAUGUAUUGAAAGCAUAGCAAAAAUCUGUCCUAUUCAAAAAUAUUAUUUUUUAAAUCUGUAUAAUUUUGUACCAAAGAGCCGCACUAACACUUACGGGCCAGAACGAAUUUCAACAAGUCCGUAAUUUCGUGGCAUGUACAAACAUUCCUUAAAGAAAUAUAAAAAUGGCUGCCAGAAUACAAACAAUGUGAGCUUUAGGUAUUAUGAACUAGAAAAACAUUUUAGUUCUUUAGUUACCAUGCUGUAGGGUAUUUGUAAUCGUAGAAAGAGACUAAGAGAAUGAAAUCAUAACACAUAUAUUGCCAUCAUAAAAGUGAAGGUCGUUUUUUAUGGUUGAACUCUCAGCAACUGUUAGCUAGGCAGAAAAUUCAAAGACCCUACAAGUUUUUCUUGAAGGCUUCUCUGGAUAAUGGAAAAGGACGUGAACAUUCAUCGCGAAAUAACUGAGAAAACCAUUUGGGCAAAUAAAUUAUAAGAUACUUUUUAUACUUUGGGGGCCUUUGCUGAAAAAUGCUAGAUUCUGGAUGACUUGUCAUCGGAUUUGCGUAAAAGCUAUAAAACGUUUCUCCUACUAGAGGUUUUAGCAACCAAAAAUGAUAGAAUUUAUCUUGUGCAAUCGGCUAAGAAUACCGACAAUCGGGAACUGUUCACUGACGUUCCAAGGAAAACCCAAAAGUCGUCUUGCUCCAUCGUCGCUGAAAAAUUCAUAGUAAAUUAAGGGAAGGAAGUUUCAUACUGUACGCUUAAUAUCUUUAUGACUGCAUCUGCUAAUAAAACUCCAAUUUUUCUGUAACUGAAUGGCAUCUUAAUAUCUGGUCCCAUAAACAUUGUUGCCUCUCUGGAGUCCAUAUUUGCGGCAUCAAGGGGCGAAACUUUAAUUUGUGGCUACAGUUGACUCGAAUGGAAUAUGGACGAUCUUUCACAUCAACAUGAUGAAGCAAACAAAAACAGACAGUUUAUUGACUGUCACGACUCAGAUUAUACUAAUUAAAUGAGGAUAUUUACGCAUUCAACCUCAGGAUUUCUUAUAAAAAUUUUCUUAUGCCAUUCUGGUAAUUCAGUUACUGUCGUAGGCGGAGUUCUCUUACAUACAAAAGCGCUCGUCUGUUCAAAAUUUGAGCGAUUUAAUGAAAUGUCAAUUUCAAAUCAAUAUUUAUACAUUCUCAUUUAACCCAGGGUCGUUCAUUGUUCAUUUUUGCCAGUGUAUGUGCUCAGUUUCCGCCUAACGGCAUACGUCUAACGGAAUUGCGCAUGCUUUAUCAGCUGCGUCACAAUUUAAAGUCGAAUUUCAUUUCAAAACGCAAUUAACUGCCUUCCGGCCAACUGACUUGCAUGGUUGAACCUUCGUUUCUGCUUUUUGCUGCAGCAGAAAAAUUACUAGAUGAUUUUUGGUGCAAGCAGUUGCCUGAGCUAUAUUUAAGCAGCAGUAGCAUAAACCUGUUAAAUUUUUGGCAUAUGAAAAUGUUUUGUUUCGAAUGAAUGCACUACAUGAUAACUAAAAACCUGCCUUUUGCAAGAUAUUGCAUUUUGUAAGGUAAUCUCAACUCAAUGGGACAUAUUUUGGACACAUUUGCUUAGGAUAAUUUAACUUAAUUAUUGGAAGUCAUGACGUUAUGUGUGCCUGAAAUGUUCGUAUGUUCUAUUGAAACAUUUGUGCCUCAAAAAUAAAAAGUCAGGCAAAAAUUACGAAUAAACCAUAGUUCAAAUGCACUGCUCAAAUUGCUGGCAUUAUCCCUCUAUUUCUAUCUACUGAAAAUUUGGUUUUUGUUUCAAUAAUAUUCUUGUACUGACCAUCCCUGAUUAAUGGGCUGGAGUAAAAGUUGAUACUUUAAGAAUAUCUGAAUGUCCUAAUAAUUUUUUUGGAAUACUUUCGAAAUUCGACCAAAAAUUGGAAAAAUUUGAAAUAUCUAUGGAUUAAUUUACUGUCAUUAAAUAAGUCACGUAUUUCAAUCUUGGUAACUGCCGGUGAUGUCUGCAGUAUUGUACAAAAUACCCAAAAAAGAUACAUGCCUUCGUUACUUUCGAAGUGUAUAAUUAAAGUAAAAGCUUCCUAUUGUGGCCACUGAUAAAAAAUGCAGAAAGCAGCGGAGUUUUUACAAAUAUAUGGCGCAUCAAAUAAACGUUUCAUUGUUUUUCUUCGACCAUUGAAAGUGCUUGACUUACAUGCAUGACGUCACACGAUUUUGUAGUUAUGGGAAACAUGUAAUGAGUCCGUCCCUUUAUUACUUAUCGUCAUGGAACGCCUAAUGUGAGUGCCUUACAAUUCGACUCAUUAAUUAGGCCAAUAGAAAAUUCUUAAUUCGACAACCGGCGUAACCUCAAUUAUUAUUUUUUAAAUAUGGAAAAUAAGAAAAAAAUGAAUGCACAAAUUUGGGGCUCAGAUGCGGUGAGAGAACGGUAAAAUGAGCAUCUUCGUGCGGAACACACUAAUGUUAGCACGACCGGUAAAAAUUUGCUGCCCUCUGUUGCCGGUGAUAUAAUCGUUCUGAAGUGUCACAUAAAAUUCCAACCAAAAUUAAAUGGCUUGGUUCUAACAAAGAACAAUAAGUUUCACUUUUUAUUGGAUAUGUAAUAUAAGAGCCUUCUUUUAGAAAGAUCCUAAUUGGUGGCUUUGAAUGUCCGUUGCAGACGUGAUAUUUGCUGACUAAAAGUUUCACCUUGUGUUUGUGAGAGUGCAAAAAUUUGUUAAUAAAACUGAAUUUCUUAAGAUUUUAUUCUGGAGAUAGUUCUUAUGAAAAUCUGAAAACGUUUUUAUCAUGAAAAUAUGUAAUUGAAAAACUGAAACCAAUCCAGACACAGUUCUUUACCGAAUGCAAAGCCUUUCGGCCACUGGACACUUUUUAAAAUGUGGCCAUUUGGACCCAUGAACAAGACAAAAGGACAGGAGCGGUCAAAAAUGCGGGACGCUUUGUGUCAACGUCCAUUGAUAUUGUAGUUAGGUUCAAGGUUAUGGUUACGGUUAGGUUAAGGAUAAGUUCAAGGAUAGACUUAAAAUUAAGGGUGAGGUAACUCAGGAUUAGGUUUAGGAUUAAAAAAAGCGACCAGUGUUAACUGUAGAAUUAUGGUUCAAUUAGGGGCAGGGCUAAGAUUAGGGCAAAGGUUUAGUUCUACAUUAGGAUCAGUAUUGGAAUUAGAACACGCAAAUGUUUUUUCCUUACCGGAAUUAUGCGCGGGUCAACUUUUAUCUCAUAGGCGGGACGUUACUAUUCUCAUAUCCUGCUUAGGGACCAUAUUCGUCAGUCGUACCUAUAAGUAUACUUAAGUAUCUGCCUGCUUAAUUUCAGCUUUUAUAAAUUGAAGAUCAUAUAAAAACUUGCAGAGGGCUUGCUCUCUGCGUUACUGCCAAAAAUGAAGCAUUGGUUUAUAUGUACUGUGAAGAGUUAUUUUUAGGGUAUGCGCUUCUUUCCGAAUUUAAAAAUUUAAAAAAAAUAGCAUCAUUUUUAAAGAAUUAAAAAAUAGUCAGUCAAAUAUGUUUUCUGGAAAUGGUCAACUUAUAUUCUAAAAUAAGUUUAUUUAAAAGUGAUGACCAAGGGCAUCAAAAAAGAGUCGACUUUAGACACAUCUGAAGCUGCGAGAAACUUAAUAUGUUUCUAUCAAAACAAGUUGCAGACGUCAACUUAUCACCCUAUUAUUUGUUUGUUGAUGGAAGUAUUUAGGGAAGCCGGACUUCAAAACAAUUUUCAGAAAAGUAGAGAAAAUAUGCAAAUAAAAUAGGAUUUACACGCAACGGAUGCACGUGGCUUUAAAAUGGCUAAGAUGUGGUGUGUUGAGUACAUAAUACACACUCCAGAGAAGAGGAGAGUUAAUAAAAAGAAAUAUGUAAUAUUGGAAAAGAUCGCAAAUAGGACAAUCGGGGAAAAGAAGAAAAUAGGAUUUUUUCCAAAAAUAAUAAAAAUAUGAACUAUGAAUUUUUUUGAACGAACAUUUACGAUCUUCAAAUUUUAACAAUCAGCAAAUAGUAGCAGAGGAGGAGACUAUUCUAAACUCUGUUUCCUUUGAAUAUUAAGACCUGGUUAAAUUUUCGUAAUUGUUCACCUCAGAAUGUCAUGUAUUUCAACAAAACUCCACAAGCCCUCGGCAAAAUGCCCAGCCUCAAUAGCACGGAUAUGUAUUCGGUCUUGAUCUGUGGAAUGGGAAUCUAAAAGGGAAAAUAGCAAUGCACAAGGCAGGUUUAACCUGGACAAGCUUCUGGAAAUAUACUUGGUUACAGAGAAUAAGGAAAAUUCUCUCUGCACAGCGGCACUUUAGUUUGACGGAUAUUGGUUCGUUAUCGACUGGUGCGACAUUGAGUGUCAUUUAACAAAGUGAGAACAGUUUAGAGAACAAAUCAAGUGCAAGGGUUUUAGGUUUAAUUUAAUAAUCUCACGGUCAUUUUCACGCAUGGUUAAACUGGAAAUGAGGAGAAUGAAACUUCUGGCAUGUGCAUUAUUAAACAUCAUCCUGCAUCCUUGAAAGUCAUGGUGUGUUCGUAUCUUUUGCGCCGGCGGGUCCUAUAAUGGUCAGUCAUGCCGUUGCUGUCAUUUUUAAAUAUGUCUCCUUCGCAAAGUUACUUCCGGCUAUCUAGUCAGUUAAAUCGUCAUUAGUUUCCGUCGUUUCACAAUAGUUCUUUACGAAAUUUGUAUACAUAUAUGUAGCCGCCCUACAACUACAACAGAAGCCAUCGAAAAUCACGAGGUAAUAUAGCGAUAUUUUCCAAGUAUCGCGUGCCCGGUUUCUUAGCCAUUCCUGAACGGACACUGUCUGGUCGUCGGACGGAACAAUAAGUGCUUUUAAAACAUCAAUAAUGCAGAAAAGUCUUCUAAGAGCAAAACACAAUCUCAUUCAAGCGUUUAAAUUGUUUUAAUUUUAUCCAAAUUUCUAUUUAUAUACGGAGAGCUUUGUUUUUGUUAUUUGAUAUCUUAUUUAAAAGAAUGAUCCGGUGAAAUUUAGUUUUUGCCUAUGAAGAAGGCCUGAUUAUUGAUAUGGUUCACCAAAUCGAUUAGACGUUUAUUAAUAAGUUUGUUGAAUGGGAAAAUAAGAAACGGCUACAUUUUUAACUUCUGUAUCAUUGUCUGAUAUCUAUGGACCUGUUUGCUGAAGUAAAAUGUCAGCUAGUUUUACUUGUAUAACUUCCCAAUGGUAACCAAAACUUACAUUCUUAUGGGCGAUUUAGUCGAAAUAUCUUCGUGGUUUAUUUUAUAGCAAAUCGUACACUAAGAAGAAAGAGGUCAGGUUGCUAGAGUAAGGAUUCUAUUCGUGGGACGUUCAGUGUUCAUACUCGAACCCGGCACCAUAGAUAACAUCAUAUAAUAGUAAUGGAAGUAAAACGAUUCUGGUUUUUACGUCAUCCUCACUAAUUAACCACUUAAAUUUCGAAAACAUCGUUUCCCGUCUCCAUCGACAAUAGUGGCCUUUGGUGGAGUAGCUGAUGGGCCUUCCGCAUUCCAGUCGAUAAUUACAUAAGCUUUGUCACCAGUUUUGUUAUUUGGGUUGAAAUUUACAGCAUCCUACAAGUGCUUUAAAGUCGGUACGCCCAUGGCCCUUACCCGUCGCAUUUCCUGAUAAGGCAUCCGGGUGUGGAUCCAAAAAAUCGGACGAGUUGAGUAUUUUUCUAGUGCUCGCAGACCAUAUGGCUCUACUGAUUCCUGGUGUAUACUAUUUCGUUUCUGCAGAAAAACCUCCAAUUCUUGUCUGGUUGCAGCUUUAUAAAAUAGGACAUUCGCAUUUCCAAAAUGUGAAGAAAUAUGGCGAAUGUUAAUUGAAUCUCCAUCCUUCAUUUUUAUGAUUUAUUAAGAAGCACAACACUGAGUGAAGUAGGGCUUUGUUAAACUUAUACAUAAAGCCAAGGAGGCUUUUUGGUUUAAAUCCGUUGGAUUACAUCUAGAUAUUGUGGCAUAAGUAGAGACUUAGAUAGUUAUACCCGUAUACAAGGUUAUUAAAAUAUGCAUCUGACAACAAAGCUUCCUAUAUGCAUAUCAUAAAGCACGUAGGGCGUCUGUCUUCGUACUAGCUAUAAGAUCCCACACCGGCGGCGUUGCGUCGUUGCACAGGAAAAAAGCUCUAGACGGCUGAGGGCCAAGCAAGUAGUGAGGACUAUAAAGAUUACAACAACCUUUAAAAUGACCAUAGAUUUUGGGUCGCAUUUCGUAGCAGCAACUAAAGAUUCGCAUUUACCCUUCUUAAAAUAAUAUUCAGGUUUUCUUUUUUAUAUUUUAUGCGUUCGAAUUUAGAUUCCGGUGGGUAAAUUGCUUACUUCUGCCAAGUUUAUAAUGGGCGCUUCAUCUAGAAAACGUACUAAAACGUGAGAAGGUAAAAUUCAGUUUCGAAAGUCUGAAAUAUAAGUUGUGGUCCAGAACGCGUUUUUGCUUUCUUACAAAGGCAAACGUGCUCCGCCAACGGAAGGGCAAAAACACCAAAUAAUCGAUUGCUCUUGGGAAGGCGUCAAAAGCAAAAAGGCCUGAAUAGCGAGAAAUAAUUAUAUGGGUUACCCUUUAAGGGGAGCCUACAGUAAAAAUUAAGCAAAAAUGUGGAUAGGUUUGCCAAAUUCCAGCGGUCAGCCAAGAAUUUUGACAUACAUUGCAAGCUCUGCUAAUAAAAUAAAUGGAUGAAUUCCGUGUGAUAAUUUGAAAUUCCAUGCAAACGUUUAGUGUUUCAUGGACCGUAUUAAGGCAACAAAAGUGGGUUUUUUAUAGUAAGCAAGGGGACACUUUUUGAUAUAUAAGGCGCUGGUUAAUGUUCGGACUGACCAACAGAGAAGUGCGCAGUUUGCUGUCCCCGUAGUUCUCUCGGUAAUUUUGCGUCGUGAAACCUUAUGUUCCAGGAUUCGAAAAUAGGUAGAAGCCGAAGCGCAGAAAGCAGGUUUUUGUAAGUAUACAACUGCACUGCCAGAUGUAGUAAAUGACCAGAAAUCACACAUUUCUGCGGCAACACAAAAUAAAUAUAACGGUUCGUAUUCCGGCAUACAACAAGUAAAUGAUGCUAACGGUUACCCAUAUAUCAAUGUUCUAUAAAAUGACCUACUUCGCGCAUAGUUAAAAAUAAAUGAGAAGACCGGAAGCAAAUCCCUGGUAUUUGAUUUUUUAUGAGGGGCUCCAAAGUCGAAAGGGACACUCGAGCAGUAUUUAGACGGCCAUAGCGAAAGAAACACGUAAUGAUCCAACCUACGAAAUAAUGCACAAUAUUGUUUUAAAAUAGUAAGUGCAUAAUCUCCGGAAGUGGAUUGUCUAACUGGCUCCCAUUUUUUGUCAAAUUAAAUUAUGAUUAUGAUCAAACUCUCUGGCUAUUUUCGAAGUCACACUAAGCACGAACAUAAACUUGUGCGUUUAUGUCGAACUUGUAUAAAUUUAAGGAAUCCCGUAUUUAUUGCCGGCGCCAGCAUAUGAGAAAUCCUUUAAUUUACUAACCCGAUCUCACUGAACUUCUGUCUCCAAGAGGAUAUUUUUUAAGUGUCUGCUAGUAGAAAUGUUCAAGAGCCUUUUAAAGCGGAAAAGUGUUGUUCUUCAGGGGUUGUGUGGAUGCAAAUGCAAAUACUUGUGUAUGAGAAACAUGAAACAUUCCGCAAAAUUCGGUCAUUUAAUGUAAAUCGUUUUCCCACAAGACCUUUGCUCUCAUAGCGAUUCGUACUUUUCACAUUUUAUGCGCAGUUUUAUGUGUAUUUUACCGAAUACUUUCAAAUGAUUUUCUGGUUUUUGAUUCAUAGAGGCAUUUUGAAAUUAGAAGGUAUCGCUAUACGCGCGACAAAGUGCAGUUAACAUUAUGGGCUUUAUUGAAUCCGUAUUUUGAAAACUGAAGAAGGCAUUAGAAGACAGGGCACUUAGCGCCCAUAUUUGCAGAGGUGGCUGAAAUUAGCAAUAUUUAACGUCACAUUGGAUUGUUUUUUGUUCAUUUUUGUGUGCAGCAGGAAAAUGCAGGAAAAUAAGCUAAUGAUAAGUCUGGAUCAUGCACUACUUGAAUCACCUUUGUCUGAUUCGCAGCACUGAAAUGAUUGAUAACUAUUAAUUAAUUCCUUUUGAAGUAUGGUGGCUAAAUAAACUAAUAAGGAAUCGUCGAAGCCAUGAAACUGUCCAAAUAAUUUAGAAAGAAAUAGGUUUUCAAUAAAAAUCUAAAGAAAUACAGCACCAUUGAAUAAUAAACUUAAUCAUUGUCCUUUUGACUAUUUCUUAAAUGUAGACAACAUUAUAACUAUUCUUGGUUUCAUUAGGGUUUGGGAAAUUAUUGCGCAAAAGUACGGGCUAAACUGCUGUCUUCUGCGAAAUGAAAAAAGGAUCUUUUAGAGAAUUACGGAAAGUAAAGUUGGCAUAUGGUCAUGAGUCAGGACGUUGUCCACCGACAUAAAAACCGAAUAAUGAUUAAAAAACGUAGCAACAAACUUAAAAGGAUCCUUUUCAUGUUGUCCGUGGACUUCGUCAAAUUUAAAGUUGUUCUUAAAAUAGUUGUGGGUCGUCUUCUGUUUUUAAUGGGCCCAGUCAGACGCCGUCGAAGUCCUUUAUAAUAAAUUGGACAUUCAGGCUCCUUUGCUAGUAAAACCACCUUGGCGACAAGGGUUGCAGGAAAUAGAUUUUUGACGAAAAGAAAAACUUUUACAGUAGGCCGGCUUUUUGCAGUGUGCCUUACUAUGAUAUUUCGAGGAUGAACACUCAUGCUUUGAAAUUUUUGACAGGGUCAGAGAAAAAAUUGUGAACUUGUUUCGCUCAUGCUCUUGCCUCAAUGACAAACGUGCUGUUCAAACAUAAGAAUAAACGCAUUUUGUUCAGUUUUAGACGCUUGUCGAAAAGUAUACGUAGUCUUGAAGCGUGCUCUGUAAAUUUAAGGGCUUUAUAUACCUCAUUAGUAUAUUCUUAAACAUAUUGCAGAAAAUGCACGGAUAAUCCAUGUUCCUUUUAAAUUAUGCAGUAGCUGAAAAUAGUUGCAAAAAAGCAUCUUUCUAAAUAUGUGAAAGGUAACUCACAAUAGGCAUCCCGUUUAAGUUAACGGUUACGUUCGCAAUAUUUUCGUGACCCAGAAUUAGCUGUUUUAUUCAGUUCAGUGACUGACGCUUGCGACUACCAUCAUUUUUUAUGACAGAAGUAGCGCAGCUUUGAAAUCACACUUUUGCUUGCCCAGAGCGCAUUUACUUUUCUAUUUGGGGCGGGCAUAUUGAUAUCCUGCCCCAAGAAAUAUACGCAGAGAAAAUUUUUAUUUUCAAAUACGUGACAACUGCUUUGAAAAAUUUUCUUAUCAUAAUGAAGUCUCCCGAACGCAAAAACAACGGUUUGCUCUAUAAUGGAAGAUAGAAAAUGUAUAGUUCUUGCAAAGCUUGGGGACCUUUUUCUCUGGAUUUAUUGUUUUUCGUUAAAAUGCCUUCCUGGAAAUAUAUUCCACACAAUAAAAAUGAAUUUUACACAUACACUAGGCUAAAAAGUAGAAUUCGUGACGUCUGAACCAUCCAUCCGAACCAGUUAGGUGUACUUAAACUAUGAAAACAGUUAUUAAUUGCGUGUAAAUUUUUUUAAAGCAUAUAGCCGGAUUGUAAUUCAUGCCUCCGGCUCCUUACACACUGGACGCCGGUUAAAAGUGGAAGUGCGCGUAAUGUCCAACAAAGUUAUACGGACCGUUUGCACAUGCCCCAUAGGACCUACUGACACCGAAAAAUGGGCCCUCACACGUCGGGUGUAAUAGCUCACCAUUAUGAAGGCACAGAAGCAAGUUAUACUGUCAGCUGGUCUGCCCGAUCUUUUUGUCUGAACCUUGGUAAGAUCGAGCAUCGUACUGUCGAGCCUCCGCCUACUGCAUUCCAUAUACGCACACAUACGUACUGACAAUAGUUAUCCCGUAAUUACCUGGGUCGACAAAUACCACUGAAGAUUGAUAGAAAUAGCGCAUGCAGAUGCGAUUGGAAGGAUCCAUUUGAUGUCGGAUUGUAUGAAGAUAAUGAGGAGUUAGAUAGCGAGUAAUGUUGUAGGGAUCGUUAUCGCGCAGGUGCACGCGAGAGGGUGUGUUUAAUAAAUAUAAUGAUGGUGUCUUAUUACUCAGGGACCACGUUCGACAUGUAAACAUACUGAUGCACCUGUUGAUGCCUACCGAGGCAAGUCAUGGUUUUAGACUGAGGCCGAUUUUUAGGGGUUCCAUUGGCAGGCUUAGGGUGCUGCCGACGUUUAUCGGCGACCUCCUUCUAUACGCUUGGUUUUGAGAAUAAGUCAGUUUUGACGGUCUUUAACUAUGUCUUCUGCUUCUAUUUACUGUCUUCCGGUUUUUAUUGUCAAUUUAAAGGGAUUUUGUAGACGCCCUGAAAGUAUCCUUGUAGCAUUGCUUGCUUUCGCCCUAAUUGCAUUCACACUUAGCGACGUCCUAACAGAGGAUCCAAUUCCGACUUUGUGUAUCAGUGGUCUUGAGACUGUAACCAUCCCAAAAUGCAUGGCGCUGUUUUAAAAUGGCGUAGACGCUAAGUUUUUUUUUCAAGACAUAUUUCUUUCUCGACAUUUCCCCGCGAUUAUAAUUAAGUGCACUACCAGCCCUGACUCACGAUAAACCGCCUUAUAAGCUGAAACUCUAUUUUAUGGUCAUUGAGAACCAACUGGUGGGUAUUUAAUGUAAACUUAAUAUGCAUGCGCCUUCUUAGAAGCGAAUUCCAACUCUUUUUGAAGCGCGCGAACCCUUGGGGAAUGUACAACAAGGACUAGAGGGCUUCGGCUGAGCAUGUAAAUUAAAAAAAUGCCCUGGACUCUUUAUCUUUUAAGAAACUCUCAGUGCGUUUUAGUUAUCCUACUUUUUCAAGAGCCGCCCGUCAUCAAUUCUACGCCUCUAUCCAUAUACUUGUAUCAGCAGUUUAUUUCUGUGUUUGCCCUCACAACGAUAUUUUUGAGUUUAGAUAUAGGUUACGGAAACCGGAUCUUAUGGUCUUAGGAAGUAUCCUGAGAUCGAGGACUAAAACGUAAAAAGGUGUCCGUUUUGCUCUAGGAGGCUUUCGAGAACCAUGGGGCGAUCAAUUUGGAAACAGUUAGACUGAGGAAAACUGAAGUGGCUAACAGUAUUGCUGACAAAACUCUGAAAAGUUAACAGGAAGCUCCACCGCGAUCUAAAUUGAAGAUCUUAUCUCGUCAUCUCUAAGGCAAACAUUAGAAUUCAAUUUUUGACAUAUUAGGGGCAUGUGUCGUCCUCAGUGACCUUGAAAAUCUUUAGCUGUCCGACGGUCGGUAACGACUUGUGAAUAAUUAUAGCACACAAUUGCAUUUUUAACCUGUGCAGAACGAAUCGGUUUAAAUUAUCUGAAUCCAAGUGGCCGAAAUAAUGCAUUGGGUGUGACCUCAUGAUUAACUGAGCUCAACAAUUGAAGUUCAUUGGGUCUUUUGGCCUAAUGUCACCGGAGAGGUGUGUUACUUCGUUCUAGUUGAUUAACUUAUGACCAAUUUGUUAACAAUGUUGGGAGAUGCCCAUAAAGUCUUCUUCAGUUGGCUUUUCGCUUAGUUGACUCACCAGUCAAUUGAAAAAUACUCCUAUCAUUUAAAUUAAGAUUGUAGUUUUUACUGCUCAUUUGGAGUGAGUGACCGAUCUUAUGAAAUGUUGGCUGAAAUUCUGAAAUGCAUUUUCCGUCAGGAGGAUUAACUAAGGGGCGGUUGUAAUACAGAUUAUCUUGUGGUUUAAUCCUAUAAUAUUUCGGACUUGGCAGUAUGUGAGCUUUUGAGUACCCUGCUUUUCAAUCUUCUGUGGAAACCGUAUUCGGCAAAAAUUGACCGCUUAAGUAGCCGUCAUUUUUACCAUUGAUUUUCGAUGGUCUUGCAGAUUCAAAAUAUUUAAGAGGAACCAUCUUUACAUUUUAUUCUCAAUGAAGGAGUAUAAUUCGGUUUUGAAAAACUUCCUCAUUAUGAGAUUUUUUAAUACCGUGCAAUGUCUAUUCAUAUAGCAUCUAACCUGUAAUUUUACCACUCCUCCGCAUGAAAUGAACAAUAUAGUCCGCACCCAUUGCAAGAUUUUAUAAACGCUAUAUAAAAUCGUUUUAAAGACAUAGAAGAAUAUGUGAUUUUCUUUACGAGAAAAAAUGCAACUUGUAAAGUGAAAUCACUUAGCGCUAGUGCAACGGCUGAUCAGCUUCAGAAUAAUUGGCCUAUUAGAAAACUUUUUUAAAAACCAAAUUAUACUCUUUUUUCAGGCAUAAAAUAUAAAAAUGACGUAAUUCUCCGUCAAAUGACUGAGAGAAAGUAUAUUUACUUUCGUGGUUUCUCUUAAAUAUCUUUGAAUUGGCAAGGCCAUUGAAAAUCAAUUGUAAAAGUGCCGGCUACUCAAGCGGUCAAGUUUUGUUGAGUUCGGUUUGCACAGAAGAUUGAAAAGCAGUGUAUUCAAAAGCUGACCUUCUGCCAAGUCCGAAAUAUUAUAGGAUUACACCACGAGAUAAUUCGUAUUACAACCGCCCUAUAUUUAUCCCUCCUGACCGAAAAUGCAUUUCAGAAUUUCAGCCAACUUUUCAUAAGAUCGGUCACUCGCUGUAAAUGACUUGCAUGCAUCCACAUUAAAGUCAUAAUCCAUAAAAAGGUGUUUACCUACACAAUCAGGAAUCCCUAAUGACAACCGGUUGUUAAGAGCGGACUGCUGUCAACAUAGGCAUCGAUGCUCCCAAUGCAAAAUUAUUUGAUUAGCACUGCACAUAGCUUUGAUUGAAUUUCUAUCAAUUCUAAUUAUAUCCUGUGACUACUACUUUUUUCGCGCGGCUGAUUCUUCACUUUCUCCCUUUUAGGUUACGGCCACGUGACCCCACAGACUCAAUAUGGAAAACUUCUUACAAUGCUCUACGCAGUCAUAGGAAUUCCUCUAUUCUUCAGUUACCUUUCCACAAAUGGUGAUGCUAUGGCCUCUGUUUUUCGCUUGGCCUACGCUCGAGGUUGUCGACCAUUCUUUCGCAUGCUCAAACGUCGUCAUCGACGCAAGUCAGAAACGCAAAAGACUAAUUUAGCUCAUUCUGUCCAGUCUAUUGUCUCCUUAGUCAACUUGGAGGGGAACAAAAACAACGCUCGAACCAAAGUCAGCGUCAAUGGCACUGGCAGCCCAACAGGCUCCAGACUGCAUCGAGUAGUCUCCUUUAAUACCCUUGGAGAGUUCUCAGGGAAGCAGCCGAUUAUACAACUACGUCGAAAUCAGUCAAACCUGUCAGAUUGCAAAACAAGGAGAGAGAUAUCUGCUGGCAGUGAAAAUGGCACGCAGACCAUGCCCACUGUUUCUUCACUGAAUGACAUGCGGGCACAGCAACAACCGACUGGCUCUCUCAGUCGGUCAAGAAGCCAACAAGACUACUCCAGUGUCUCAAUCAGCAAUCGGAGAAAAAAGAAGAAAUUUCGAACAGGACUUCUGGAGACACGACCGCCAGGAAACAACCCAAACGGGAGCGGGGAAGUGGGAGAAUUACGGCAGCAGCAGUAUCCGAGAUCAGAGAGAAGUCGACUGGCAGUGAAUGACUGCAUCACUGUGACAGAGGACGCCCUUCUUUCCUGUCCGCCUUCUCGAGGAGAUUCCUUACAAUCUCGGAAAUUUCCCGGCACUGUCAGCAACGGUAGUCCAGUACGCAAGUUGAUUGUGCAACACACGUCCACCACUACAAAUUCUGGAGCAGAUGUGCAAUCCCCCAGCCAGAUAAACGUGCCUAUCAGCCUAACCUUAUGCAUGAUGACUAUCUACAUCCUCAUUGGUGCUGUGGUCUUCUGCAUUUGGGAAUCUCGCGACUACGUCAAGUGGUCCUACUUCUGCUUUGUCACCCUUUCCACUAUUGGAUUUGGGGAUAUAGUGCCAGGUAAGCGUAAAUUCUCAUCCUAACUGAGAGAUCAUUUGCAAAAAUUGCAGUUUACCAUCCACUCUUUCGUCGUUUGGCUGAUUUAUUUUACUUUUUUCAAGCAAACUUUAGUCAGUGGAAUCUUCCUGUCACAUGUCUGCUAGUUUCGUAACACAGCAUCUUUUAGUUCAUAAAUUAUUUGGUCUGGAAACAGUGACCAUUGGAUAACCGCGUUGAAUGACAGUGGUUCACCCAUAAAUGUUUAGCCCUCAAACCACUCUCGCCGAGAUAUUUAUUUGCACUUUGCACUACCCAUUUCACAAGGCAGUUAAUGCACCCUUUCGUAGUCUUACCAUCGUCCCUUCGCUUUCACGUCGUAAGAAACCUAGUCAGCCGUAAAGUAAAUUCUACCACGCAGUCUUAAGCAGAAUAAACUUUUGCCUAAUAAAACUUCGGCCUUCUUUUGUUCGGUACCUGUCAUGAAUUUAUCUGACAAUGUUGGCGGACACCCUUCAGUUGAGAUCUAUUAUCUUUGCCUGGAAAAGAGGAGAAGCCUUAUUCUUAGUAGCACCUUUGGUAACUUGUGUAUAACACGACCCGGGUGACGGAUUGCAACGCAGAAGGGCAGGUCGAAGUAAAGGCGACCAAAUAGAAAAGCCGCCCAAUGCAACAAAUAGGCACGUCGUGCGCAUAUUUUUUUACAAAUUAGUAUACAUACACGCGGCAUACAUGAGGAGGAUCCCGGCAUAAACUUUGACAUCAGUUAACUCCGAAGGACUGCGACCAAUGCAUAGACACAUCAUGUUGUAAAUUAUCUGCGAGGAUUUAUACGCCGAGUAACCCCCCCCCCCCUAAUCAGCAAGUACACAUGUUAUGACUGCAAUAAAUGCGUGCUUGAGUGAAUUCAGCAAUCAUCGGAGAAAGAUGGAUUUCUGAAUUUUUGAUUUCUGGCUGAGAAACUUCUGCAUCCUUUUUUCAGUCUUGGAUUGCCUGACACAGUGAGAGGUUCAUUGAAAAUGUUUUAAAAUAGGGUUUUCAUACCCAUUCUCUUUCACAAAUGGAAGCUAUUGAUCGAGAUUGGGGUUUAUAUGCGACUGAGGAAGAAGAAGAAGAAGAAGAUUGAGUGCUUGAAACAAUUGCAUCUUUGUCUAAGUUUUUGGACUCGUGCCAGAGUCUAUCGUCAGGGAUAAAAGCAGUAACAGAACAGGCGACGGUUAUAGAUGGUAUGUGACAAUCAAUGAUCAGCGACAUAGGUUUUGAGGUAAUCCUGUAGGCCUCUGUAUAACGGCGCCAGUUCGAUACAUCGAUUUAAUGAGUUUUUAUCCGAGUUGCAGACUUGGAUCACCCCCUGGACCGCUACUACCUGAUGUCUUCAUGAGAAACUAGAAAAACCCCAGCUCUGCCCAAUGAUCAAUAACCUUUAUUCCUAUGCUUGAUAUGUUGAUGACAUUUUAGCAAUAGCGGAUGAAAAGCCUGAUUUGGACACCCUCUUGCAUAAAGUGAGUCAGGCUCAGCCUGCGUUAACCUUCACUUUCGAAAAAAGAGAACGGAGAGCGCCUCUUCUUUCUCGACGUCCUACGCCAUCAAAUGCCGGAUAAAAGAAUUAGUAGAAGUGUGUUUCGCAAAAAACCAUGGACAGGGCAAUGCACAAAUUUCUAUAAAUUUGUUUCGCUAAGCCAGAAACAAAGUUUCAUCCGCUGCCUCGCCAAUCGAGCUAGGAGAAGAUGCGCUCCAGAUAGACUUGAGAAUGAGCUCGCCAUUAUACGAAACAUUCUGUGGGAAAACGGCUACCCUGAAAUUUUUAUCAACACAUAUAUGAAAGAACGCCCUCCUAAAUCUGAUGUGCCGACGGCUGAGAAGAAGGAAUUAUUCCUCGCACUGCCACUUGGAGGGGAUCCGGGCGGGAUAGUGGUUUAAACGCUGCUAUCGUACGCACACACCCAGACGCUAAGAUAAGACUGAUUUUCGCAAGCACUUGAUUCCUUCGCCUUUAAGGCAAGGAUAAACAGCCUUUUCAGACUUCUUCAAUUUGCAUCUAUACCUUCACUUGCUCCUGUGGGACAGGUUAUAUUGGUCGAACAACUAGGCGUCCAUCUAAGCGGACGCGAGAACACCAUCCUGUGUGGCUAAAUUACGGUAAGGGAAAGUUAUCUCGAGUUGUGGCUCACUUGGUUGACAGUGGCCACCGGGUAGACGUCGACCAAGCAUUCCGAAUCAUCUAUAAAGUAUCGGGGAGACGCUCGAAGUUCCUGCGUCAGCGAAUACUUGCGACGGCAGGAGCAGUGGCCAUACGGUUAGCCAACCCGGCGGUGUGCUCGCAUAAAGCGUUCGUACAGGCGCUACGGCUUCCGUGAGCAAAGACAAACCCAGCGUACGUUUUUAAACCCGCGACGUCGUGUUACAGCGAUGAAACAAACACAUCUAAUCGCCAGACACCUUGUCUCUCCCCCUCUCCCUGCCUAAGCUCCAGACAGAACUAGAAUCUGACCACUGACCUCUGAACGCCCCCAAUCCUCUCCCUCUUAUUGACUUUUAUUGGAUGUUUAACUUUUGUUAUUCUGCCCACCCUUAUAUUACUGAACAGGCCUGAUGAGGAAUAAGCCCAGGGCUCUUGACCGGCCUUUCGUAACUCAGGUGGUUAGAGCGUUGGCUUAUACUCCGAUCGCGGGUUCGGAUCCCAUGAUGGCCGCUUAGUCUCCUUCACCGAGGUCCUCAUUUAAAGGUAGAAUUCGUCCAGUAAUAUAAAAGAAGGAGCAAAAAAUAGAUAAGGGACUUGAAUACCCAUUGCUGUUCAAUGUGUGCUCGUCCGUUAAUUACGCACUAUUUUGAUUCAGAGCCGGGCUAAGUGGUUAUCACUUAGUUGAGCCAAACUCUCCAGUACAGUGGGACAGAUGAACCACCACUUUCAACAACUAUCCUUCGUCUCGGCCUCCCCCAGAAGAGCCGCAGUAGUGAACCACGAAUCCUUUUCUGGGGAAAAAAGAUGAUUUGUAAACAGGAGGAAUCUUCGCUUUCAAAAAUCUCCUUUUUGCCGUUUUUGUGCUUAUACGCUGUCUAGCUCCUCUGUCUGUUUAUUUUUCGGCUCUUGAUGCUACGAUAACAUGUGGUAUUUGAGUGCAAAGAAAAUCAUUUCCAUUGCUGAGUGACGGCACCUUCAAAGUAACACGGAGCUUUGACAGUUUGCAGUCUGUAUAAAAUAUUCUCCGUGGAAUUUAUGAUAGAAAGAUUAAAAAUGAAAAUUCUUAACUUUCAGAUGCUUAAUCAUGCAAAAUACUACGGCAAAGGUCAGCAAACCCUCUUAAUUCUCACGCGAUAAACUAUCUGAUAUUCGUAAAAGGCUCUACUUAGGAAGGGACUGUGAGCAAGGGGCUGAACACAACGGACUUGGCCCUCGCCUUCUGAUAUCAAAGUAAACUGCCCUAAGUGAAACCCCCAGAAGUCAAUGUGCUAAAGCUCCCUCUCUGGCCUCGGUUUCCUCUGCUGCUUAGAGCCCGUGAACGCACAGUUUUCGACGUGCAAUGAAAAACCAACCGGUUUAGUCGUAACACCAUUGUAGUGCUUUAGCACAACGCUUUGGUUCAUCACAUGUGAUAAGCAGAAGCAGAAUAAUCGUUAGUCUAUAGACGAGGCAGUGGUUCUGUGUACGAAACAAAACCCAUGCACGGACGGCAAUACCCUUUCGACUGGGAAGCAGAAAAGGCGUAAAAGUUGGCUCUCGUUAACCAAAGCAAGACAGCUGUCUGUAGAGGUAACGCCAGCAUCCCAUCACAUCUUCAGCGUCCGGCGCCAGCACUGGACAUAUAGACCAGCCGAGGGGGGUAAAAUUUCGUAGUGGCAACAAAAUCUUCCCAAGAGCUCAUUUGCAGCACACGUUUGGUUACGGAAACUCGCGUAAAAAGUGGAUAGUAAAGAGUUUUAACGCACUCAUUUGAUGACAAAAUAUCCAAACGGCCCGAUCUGACUGCAGAAGAAAAGAAGUUAUUUUUAGAUUAUCUCCGAACGAAGUUCCUAAAGCAAAUGCUGCUUAGUUAAAAUUCAGCUCUACGAUCUGACUUUAUGUUUAUUGGUAUGCAAAUUUGUUCUUUUUGACUCAUGUGUUUUGCAACUUUAGGCUGGCCAUAAUAAGUCAUUUCGGGAGCAUUUGCUUUGAAAUCCUCCCCCAGUAGGCUAAAAGUCCCCAAUUCAGCAGGAAUAUGUGCAUCUGUGGGUGGAGUUCCGACAAAGACUAGGGAGUGUGGGACGGCCUUUUCUGGCCUAUUAGCCAGUCGACAGGAAAGCAGGCCCGUGGCCUACUGGAAGAACACUGAAAUUAAUAACGGCAGAUGAUCAAAGAACGCGGAUUCGAAUAUCAAGUCCUAGAAACCCGGGUUCGGGUAAAGGUGGUUGAACCUUUCAGCACACUUACAUUUGUCCUUUUCGGUUUUCUCUUUACUAUUUUGUUAUUGGUCGUUAUGCGACUGCCUGAGGCGGGUCCCAGAUUGAGCCCUAAGACGCCACGGGAAGGACAUGUCUGUGGCCUGGCAGGUUAACACACGUCCAGCACAUAUAUGCAUAUGUGUAUACUUUGAAGGCUGACACGCUCUUUGGCAAAAUAUAUAGAGCUUCAUUAGGUAAACUUUCGACGCCGAUUCCUAAGGUCGUCUCCAGACUUGAGUAAAUGUGCAAAAAACAACUAAUAUUUCAAACGUGCUGAAAAAUCAAUUUUCAUUUGGUGUUUGCGCCAGUAAGCGGCCGCCGUGUCCGUCAUUCUGUAUUGAUUAGUUCUCGUCCCUUUCACUUCGCCUUGAGAUUUCUGUACAUGGCAUCUAACUCAAUGUGCUGAUUUAUGCAUGCUUGAUCGAAGUGCAUAACUUCAACAAACUCUUGGUCUUUUUGGGGAGUGGAACUCUGAUGAAGCUAGUUCUGUCCCAUGCUAAGGUGUGCUCAGUAUCAAGGGGAUACAAAUACAUGACUAGAUGCCCUCCAACCGCGGGGUUUUCGCCUAGGCCACUUCAGGCUUAUCAAUAUCUGCCAACCCAGAUAAAAGUUAAUUUGUCCUGCACUGACCUCACAAUCUGGUAUUAUUUUUAUCAAUUUAAAUUCAGUAGUUUGAAGGAAGUAUACUAGACUUUCAGAUUUUUAAAGUACGUGUCCAACGAUAAACGUUUUCCGUACUAUGUUGACUUAAGUUUAUUUUGGCAAAAAAGGGUCGCUUGAAAGCCACUGACAAGUUUUUGGACAUUUUGGUACUAAAUAUACAGCACUACUUACACGUAAAAUAGAAGGGAAGGAUUCAUAGCUAGCGUGCUAAAUGUCAGUUCAACCCCCGAGUUCGACAAUGUCAACCGUUUCUCACAUCAGAGGGAGAGCAAGGACGGUGGUUUGCGCAUGAAUUAAUUUGUAGUGAUACUAAACUUGCGCAGCAUUUACCGCCCUCUCUCCUCCCCAGUCUGGACCUACUGUCAAAACACAGUCAAAAAGAUCAGAGGUAGGAGGGAUGUAGAUGUUGGCGCGACCAGAGCCGUCCCUAUGCAUGCCGACACACCGCGCCCGGACCCCAGAGAGUGGGAAUCACAUAAAGGUCACAUUAAAAAUGAGCCAUUACAGCCUGACUUUCAGUCCACCAAUCCGCCACUCCGCACGAAGACACACUGGAGCGACUGUGAUGUCCGAGCUAUUUCAGUCAGAUGGCAACAUUCCAAACCACAGCUUUCCGCUCACCGUGAUAGCUUCAAGACCGUCAUAUUGUUUAUAGGAAGGAAAAUGCGCCGCGUAGUCAACCUCACUCUUUAUUCCCAUUCCCAUACCCCAGCCACUGUCGAAGCCGGUCAUUCUUCUGAUGCGUGGAAUGCGCGCAGAGCUAGAGAGCUCGUCUGCGCGUCACAUUCACGACAUGGCCUUCCAAACUUACGCACCAGGAUUGUGUGAACCAGGGGGGAUAGAACGCUCGGAUCUCACAUGCAAUUAAGGAGUCACGCAGAGAAAGGAGAAGGCGGAAAGACAAACUUCUCACUUACAUGAGAAGUGCCGGUGAUGUGGGAUUUCGGAGGGGUGUAUGCGUGGUGCAUGUGUUGAUGGGGAAAGGUGUGGUAAAUUGGUUUUGUCUGCGAUGAUUUACCGCCUGUUUUACUGAAGGUGCAUGUGACCUAAGAGGACCAUGCGGUGAGUAUAUGUGCGUGGAUAGUAUGAGCAGCUGAAGCAGAUGCAGUGGUUGUACCUUGGUGCUCCUGGCACUGUCUUGUCAGUUGCUGUGCUAUGGAUUUGCAAGUGACCGACCAGGCCGAUGCGCGGUGCACAUGUGCGGUGGCAGCAAGGCCAUCAGAGGCUCGGGGUUCUUGAAUCGGAUGGGUGACGAGGCUGUUAGUCGUGGUCACGCUGGUGGAUGGAUAAUUGUUAGUGCCGGACAUGGGAGCAUUUUCGGCUAUGUAGCGCGUGUCUGAGGCGUCGGUUGUUCGGUGACCUCCGCUUUCAUGGAUGCGCAUGUGACCAAAUAGGUUCAGGCGAUGAGUAAAUGUGCGUGUCCAGUGCAGGCAAAACAGGCGGGUGCGGUUGGUGUAUGUCGGGACUCUGAGCACUGGUGCACCAAUCACAAUGCGAUGACUUUGCGAGUGACCGACCACGCCGAUGAGUGAAGUGAAUGUGCGAUCGCAAUGAGGUUGGUACCGAAUUCACAUCGCUGGAGGUAGGGACACUGAGGAUGAAAGUGUCGGUGUUGGUGGUCGACGGAGCUUCAGGAACGUCUUGGUCGGUGGCAGGCGUGAUAGAGGUCGUUAUGUUGGUCAUCGCUGGGGUAAUUGCGAUAGAGAUAGUGGAGGUAGCGGUGGCCGACGGUGGUAGGGCACGGUGAUUGGGACCAACGGUGGUGAGGGGGACGCCGUCGUGGUCGGCGCGUGGGUUGGAGCAGGGGCAGUCGUCGGGAGGUCCGUGCAUUAAGUCCACAGAUGAUCGAUGAAGCCGAUCCGCACGCGGAAUGUUUGUUGACAGCGCGGGCACGUUUGGGUAGGGUUAAAUAGCGAUGUUGCGAAUCAGGGAUGCCUGAGACUUGUGAGCUUCUCUCUUGACCUUGGCGACGGCAAUUCGAUGUGAUCAACCAUGCUCAAGAGCGUCUAUUAUUCUUAUGAAACUCCUUUGCCGGUGUGAGUAAUUAUCUAGAGUCGACAUAAAUAAGGUCAAUAGGAAUUAAAUUUUGCCUUCCUGUCUGACCCGCCCCUAUUAAUGGGCAGUACUUGGAAUCUCACCAGAAUAACCACAGUGACGAAUAUUAGUCACACCCGAAACAGAAGGGUAUUUAACUCAGUAAGCCAACGAGGUUGUCUUGUCGUAAGGUAUAGCAGGCAACACCGCAAGUGGUCUACGACGUUCCGCAGUUUCGGUAUUUUGGCAGUUUCGCCGUUUAACUACGUCUUAGACCCGUCGUUUGCGGCUGCUUUUUGUUUCAAACACGAAAAGAAGCCCUCGCAAGGACAAAAGGCAACAACAGAGCAAGGGGAUUCUGCACACAAUCAGGAAAAGAGGACAUUUGUCUUUUGUCGGUCCGACGACUUUUCAAACCUCCCUGCUUCAAGCGACCACCCAAAACCGAUUUUUUAUGACCAUCAGUUCACAGUACUUGUCCAUCGACCUGCAUUAAGCCGAUAAGUAUCGAAAGCCACAGAAUGCUGCCUUCUUUUUAUAGACAGCUUUAAAAAUGGAAUCAACAGCAUAUGACAAAACAUGUUUUUUUGGGAAGACAAUUAACAUUUGCGCAUUACAGUCGUAAUGUUGUCUACUUAUGGCAUUUCCGAUUAAUAGGGAUGACUGAAACAGCUUGUACUCAAAUGUCUGGUAGAAAAAAAACAGUCAAAAUAUGAUAUGGACGAUUCAGCAGUGUUUAAGAAGCCGUCGAACACCAAAACAAGAAAGUAAGAAAGUCGUGCUUAUGUAUGACCUUAGCUUUCAUUGCCACCUGUGGAAUCUUCGAUUCCCGUGGAUUUGCUUCUACUUUUUUUCAAAAUGGAGACGAGCUCUUACAAUUUUUGUGAUUUCUUCCCACAUAGUGUUCUCUUAAAAUGUUGGCUUUAAUACAAACUUGACUCAAGCAGCAAAAAGACAAAUAAUGAGGAAUUAAUAAAGGAAAUAAAAGUUUUAAAGCGAUAGUUUUGCGUGACUUCUCCUCUCGAUUUAGGGGGAUAGAUUCUGGGAGAAUAAUUCAUAUUGACCCGACUGUGAAUCUGGGAGAAUAGUCAUCUUCUUACGUAUAGGUUACUAAUAGUAACGAGGUAGAAAUAAAACCAAAUUUUUCGACUUUCGGUUAUAGGCCCAGCUUGGAACUUAUAGCUGAUAUUGUUGAUGAAAGUCCCGAUCUGUUGCUGAUCAGAAAUAAUUUCUGUGUGGGCGUUUCCCUCCUAUCGCUUAUUUUAAAUGCUACAGUUAGGUCUCAACCACUGUUUACCCUUCCACGUCUUUUCUCUUUUUAAGGCACAAAAAUUGACUCGGAGAACCCAUCUGAGAAGAUGAUUGUCCUCACCUUCUACGUAGCUUUAGGUCUUUCAUUCUUCGCCAUGUGUUUCAAACUGAUGGAGGAGGAGGCGGUAAACAAUCUGCGUCGGAUAGGACAACGCCUGGGCAUUCUUAGUCGACCAAGUCAGACUGAACCAGUCGUUGUGGCGCAGGUCAUUCCCUUGUCCUCGCGCCGCCGAUCGAUCCUGCGUCUCUAA